AUGGCCGUGAACAAUGUCACAGCAGUGUUUCAGUUUCUCCUUAUCGGCAUCUCUAACUAUCCUCAAUGGAAAGGCACGUUUUUCACGUUGGUGCUGAUAAUUUACCUCAGCACAUUGUUGGGGAAUGGGCUUAUGAUCUUUCUUAUUCACUUUGACCCCAACCUCCACACUCCAAUGUACUUCUUCCUUAGUAACCUGUCUUUCUUAGACCUUUGCUAUGGAACAGCUUCCAUGCCCCAGGCUUUGGUGCAUUGUUUCUCUACCCAUCCCUACCUCUCUUAUCCCAGAUGUUUUGCUCAAAUGAGUGUGUCCUUGGCCUUGGCCACAGCAGAGUGCCUCCUACUGGCUGUCAUGGCCUAUGACCGUAUGGUUGCUAUCAGCAAUCCCCUGCAUUAUUCAAUGGUUAUGAAUGGCCCAGUGUGUGUCUGCUUGGCUGCUACCUCAUGGGGGACAUCACUUGUGCUCACUGCCAUGCUCAUCCUCUCCCUGAGGCUUCACUUCUGUGGGGCUAAUGUCAUCAACCAUUUUGUCUGUGAGAUUCUCUCCCUUAUUAAGCUGGCCUGUUCUGAUACCAGCUUCAAUGAACUUAUGAUCCUCAUCACCGGUAUCUUCACCCUGCUGCUGCCAUUUGGGUUUGUUCUCCUCUCCUACAUACAAAUUGCUAUGACUGUCAUAAGGAUUCGCUCAAUCCAGGGCAGACUCAAGGCCUUUACCACGUGUGGCUCUCACUUGACUGUGGUGACAAUCUUCUAUGGGGCAGCCAUCUCCAUGUAUAUGAAACCUCAGUCCAAGUCCUCCCCUGACCGGGACAAGUUUAUCUCAGUGUUUUAUGGAGCUUUGACACCCAUGCUGAACCCCCUGAUAUAUAGUCUAAGAAACAAAGAUGUUAAAGGGGCAAUAAGGAAAGUUAUGGUGACAAGGACAUGA
Molecule: messenger RNA, 927 nt
Organism: Cebus imitator (Panamanian white-faced capuchin)
Lineage: Eukaryota; Metazoa; Chordata; Mammalia; Primates; Cebidae
Product: olfactory receptor 13H1
Exons: 1
Coding region: 1-927 (308 amino acids)
Biological process (GO): G protein-coupled receptor signaling pathway
Cellular component (GO): membrane
Molecular function (GO): olfactory receptor activity; G protein-coupled receptor activity
Source: RefSeq, a predicted model, not a curated record